AUGGCCCUUGGUAGUAUAGAUUGUGAAGAAUUUGAAACUUUGGUGAAUAACGAGAAUGAAAAUUUGGUGGAUAAUGAGAAUGAAAAUUUGGUGGAAGAAGAAGGAAAUAGGGAAUUUGGGAGUGCAGAAGCCAAUCAAGAAGAUGAGAUGAAUACGGAAUGUGAGCAUUCAAAUAUAGAUGAUCCAGGGACUUGGAAAAUAAUUGACCAGAAUUUACGAGAUUUUUUAGUCGAAAGAGGUCCUGUGAGAAGAAAUUGUGAGUUCAACUUCCCUAAGGAUGAUUCUUCUAGGCAUAGGUAUUUCUCACCUGUUCAUUACAUUCGACAUUUACCAAAUGGAGAAAAAAUUGAUAGGACAUGGUUGAUAUACUCAAAACUUUUGGAUAGAGUAUUUUGCUUUUGUUGUAAGUUAUUUAAGCAAGAGGGAAAUAAGACUGAAUUGGCUACUGAAGGAUUUAAAGACUGGAGAAAUAUUGGUGAGAGACUUAAAGUCUAUGAAAGUGGUAACGAGAACAUUACUUGCAUGAACAAAUGGAUUGAGUUGGAAGAAAGAUUGGGAAAGCAUCAAACAAUAGAUAAAAGUAUACAAGAACAAGUUAACAAAGAAAAAGAGCACUUGAGACGGGUUUUAUUGAUGAUAAUUGCAGUUGUGAAAACACUUGCCAAGAAUAAUUUGCCUUUUCGUGGAAGCCAUGAGAAGAUUUAUGAAGAGAGCAAUGGACUUUUUUUAAGCAUAAUUGAAAUGAUUGGCGAGUUUGAUCCAACGAUGGAACAACACUUGCGGCAGAUAGAAAAGGGUGAGAUUCAUUACCAUUAUCUGUGUCACAAAAUUCAAAUGAGGUGA
Molecule: messenger RNA, 843 nt
Organism: Camellia sinensis
Lineage: Eukaryota; Viridiplantae; Streptophyta; Magnoliopsida; Ericales; Theaceae
Source: RefSeq, a predicted model, not a curated record